Staurois parvus is the source of this 302-nucleotide messenger RNA. The record is from the annotation of a GenBank genome assembly. NCBI's taxonomy places the organism in Eukaryota, Metazoa, Chordata, Amphibia, Anura, Ranidae.
AUGGGGCCCCUGGGCAGACUGGCAACUCAUGGGGCCCCUGUGUCCUUGCCCAAACUCAGAAAAGCCUAUGAAAGAGGUACCAAGGGCAUCUCAUGGGGCCCCCUACUGAACCCGGGCCCUCGGGCAGUGCCCAAGUUUCCAAAUUGUCAGUCCGCCCCUGCUUACUAUUGCAUUGCAGUGAUGUGAUAUAUUACUCUGCCUGUUUAUUUACUGAGUGUGUCUACUGACCUGUGAUGCAGUGUGUUUGUUUUGCCCUUUUCAAAUAUGGCUGUUGUGCCUUCUGUGUUGUGUGUUAAAGUCAU